Molecule: messenger RNA, 3922 nt
Organism: Thalassophryne amazonica
Lineage: Eukaryota; Metazoa; Chordata; Actinopteri; Batrachoidiformes; Batrachoididae
Gene: jak2b
Product: Janus kinase 2b
Exons: 23
Coding region: 1-3351 (1116 amino acids)
Biological process (GO): cell surface receptor signaling pathway via JAK-STAT; cell differentiation; cytokine-mediated signaling pathway
Cellular component (GO): membrane; cytosol; cytoskeleton
Molecular function (GO): histone binding; non-membrane spanning protein tyrosine kinase activity; cytokine receptor binding
Source: RefSeq, a predicted model, not a curated record
AUGGAUUUUGUUUCAGUUAUGGAUGCUGUGACACUCACAUGCCCUGCAGUGAAUGAGAAUGGGACCGCCCAUCAGGAGUGUCCAGACACAAGAGCAGCCACUGUUGCUUUGAAGAUUUACUUGUACCAAAGCAGCCAGGAAGCACCUGAUUGUGGCUUCCUCAGCUACCCACCUGGGAACUAUGUAACAGAGGAGCUUUGUAUAGAUGCAGCCAAGGCAUGCAAUAUAUCACCUCUGUAUUGCAGCCUUUUUGGCCUCUUUCGAGAGCGAGACCGCUUGUGGUUUUCACCAAAUUACAUCUUUCAGCUUGAUGAAUCAGCUUCAGAGGAUGUGUAUUUUAAAAUGAGGUACUACUUCCCUGGCUGGUACAGUGGUGUUGCAUCCCGGGCUUAUCGAUAUGGGGUUGCCAAGGGGUCAGAAAGCCCAGUUAUUGAUGACUUUGUAAUGUCAUACCUGUUUUUUCAGUGGAGGCAUGACUUUGUGAAUAGUUUUGUAAAGAUCCCCAUCACACAUGAAGCUCAGGAAGAGUGCCUUGGAAUGGCUGUACUGGACAUGACAAGAACAGCCAAGGAGAGACGGUUGUCACCAUUGGACAUCUACCAUUCUAUAAGCUACAAGUCCUUCUUACCAAAGGACAUGAAGGCUCACAUCCAGGCCUGCAGUUUGUUGACACGGAAGCGUAUCAGGUUUCGCUUUAAGCGUUUCAUCCAGCAGUUCAGUCAGUGUCGCACCACAGUGCGUGACCUCAAGCUCAAGUACCUUAUUAGCAUGGAAUCCUUGGAGAAGGCCUUCUAUACAGAAGCCUUCCAAGUCGAGCAGCCACCCAGCAGACAGCUCACCAUAUUUGUGGCAGCAGAAACCGGCAUUCAGUGGUGUCAUCAGAACUUAAAAGACUCUGAGCAGGAGCUGCAGACCUUGUGCGACUUUGUUGAUGUCACGGAUAUCAGCAUCAAACAGGCCAGCAAGGAAGGUGUCGCAGAGAGCCGAGUUGUCAGCAUUAACAAGAAAGAUGGGAAAAUUGUGGAACUGGAGUUCCCCAAUCUACCUGAUGCGCUCUCUUUCGUGUCCCUCAUUGAUGGAUAUUAUCGCCUGACCGCAGAUGCGCUCCACUACCUUUGCAAAGAAGUGGCACCGCCAAGACUUGUGGAGGCCAAUGCUUCUCAUUGCCAUGGCCCGAUAUCUAUGGAGUUCGCCAUCAACCGACUUGAGAAGUGUGGAAACAAACCAGGGUUGUACAUUUUGCGAUGUAGUCCUAAGGAUUUUAACAAGUAUUUUUUGACCUUCCCUGUUGAGGUGUAUAAUGCUGUUGAACAUAAACACUGCCAGAUAACAAAGUCUGCCAGUGGAGAAUUUAAUCUCUCUGGCACCAAAAGGAGAUUUAGCAGCCUGCAGGAACUGCUCAGCUGUUACCAGAAGGAAGCUGUUCGCUCUGAUGGUGUCAUUUUCCAGUUCAACAAGUGCUGUCCGCCAAAAUCCAAAGAGAAGUCGUGCCUUCUUGUGUGCAGGAGCAAUAAAGGCUCCAACAUGCCUCCAUCUCCAUUACUGAAUCGACACAUCAGUCAAAUGGUGUUCCACAAGAUCAAGAAAGAUGAUCUGGAAUUCAUGGAGAGUCUUGGUCAAGGAACCUUUACCAAGAUCUUCAAAGGACUCCGCAAGGAGCUCAGAGAUUAUGGACUUGUACACCAAACUGAUGUUGUCAUGAAGGUCCUGGACCAGGCCCACAAGAAAUACUCUGAGUCUUUUUUUGAAGCAGCCAGCAUGAUGAGCCAGUUGUCCCAUAAACACUUGGUCCUCAACUAUGGCGUAUGUGUCUGUGGAGAAGAAAAUAUAAUGGUGCAGGAGUAUGUGAAGUUUGGCUCGUUGGACACAUACUUGAAGAAGAACAAGAGCAUAAUAAACAUCGCAUGGAAACUGGAGGUGGCAAAGCAGCUAGCUUUGGCUAUGCACUUCCUGGAGGAAAAGCACCUUGUACACGGGAAUGUCUGCGCUAAAAAUGUCCUUCUGAUCCGAGAGGAGGACCGGAGAAAUGGGAAUCCCCCCUUCAUCAAACUGAGCGACCCGGGAAUCAGCAUAUCGAUCCUCCCCAAGGAGAUCCUAAUUGAAAGAAUUCCUUGGGUGGCUCCUGAGUGUAUUGAAGACCCUACCAACCUGAGCCUGGCUGGAGACAAGUGGAGCUUUGGUGUCACACUAUGGGAGAUCUGCAGUGGCGGCGAGAAGCCGUUAGCAGCACUGAACAACAAUAAGAAAAGGCUGUUUUAUGAGGACCAUCAUCAGCUUCCUGCGCCAAAGUGGACUGAGCUGGCUAAUCUGAUUACCAGCUGUAUGGAAUAUGAACCAACAUUCAGACCCAUAUUUUGUGCCAUCAUCAGAGACCUGCACAGCCUCUUUACACCAGACUAUGAGUUGAUCGUGGAGAGUGACAUCUUGCCCAAUAGGACAGUGAACUUUGGCUGGGCGGGUUUUGAGAGUCAGGAGCCAGCUCAGUUUGAAGAGCGACACCUCAUAUUUUUACAGCUGUUGGGCAAGGGAAACUUUGGCAGUGUGGAGAUGUGUCGAUAUGAUCCGCUUCAGGACAACACCGGGGAGGUUGUGGCUGUGAAGAAACUCCAGCACAGCACUGCUGAGCACAUGCGCGACUUUGAGCGAGAGAUCGAGAUCCUAAAAUCUCUCCAGCAUGAGAAUAUUGUCAAGUACAAAGGAGUGUGCUACAGUGCAGGACGACAUAACCUGCAUCUUAUUAUGGAAUAUUUGCCCUUUGGAAGUCUGCGAGAUUACCUCAUAAAAUAUAAGGAAAGGAUUGACCACAAGAAGCUGGUGCAUUACACCUCUCAGAUCUGCAAGGGUAUGGAAUAUCUGUCCAGUAAGCGGUAUAUCCACAGAGAUCUGGCAACGCGAAAUAUCCUUGUGGAGAGUGAACUGAAGGUGAAGAUUGGUGAUUUUGGCCUCACCAAAGUUCUACCUCAGGACAAAGAGUACUACAUGGUCAAAGAGCCUGGAGAGAGCCCCAUAUUCUGGUAUGCCCCAGAGUCCCUGACCAUGAGUAAGUUUUCUGUGGCGUCUGAUGUCUGGAGCUUUGGCGUGGUGCUCUAUGAACUUUUUACCCACAGUGACAAGAACCGCAGUCCACCUACAGUUUUUCUGUCCAUGAUGGGGACUGACAAGCAGGGGCAGCUGAUUGUGUAUCACCUCAUCAAGCUGCUCAGCUCAGGCAGCAGGCUGCCCCAACCCCUGGGCUGUCCUACAGAGAUACAUGAAAUCAUGGAGGAGUGCUGGAACAAUGACCCGGGCUUGCGUCCGUCGUUCAAGGAGCUGGCGCUGCAGAUCGACCUGUUCAGAGACAAUGAGUUUUAGGAAAGAAAAUUUCUCAAUGUGCUUGAGCAGGCGCUCUUAAUGUUGUUACACUGUCAGUUCAAAAGGACAAAGCCCAAAAUGGGAGUAUUGUGUUGUGUAGCAAAUCAACAUGUAGGAAAAAAUGGUUCUAGGACCAGGAAAGUAAUUAGUGUUAAGGUGUCUUUCAGGAAGGCACUUUUUUGUAGCAGUUCACAUCUGCCAUUAAAACUGUGAACUCUAUGAAUAAAAAGCUUUUGUUCAAGGAAUCAUCAGGUUUUCGGGAUGCGUGUGUGUGAAGACAGUGUUGUGUUGGUGCAAAUGUUAGCAGGUCUAGCUGUCCAAAGUAUUUUUUCCUUCACCUUAAAGAGAAAUGGACAAAUACAAGCAGUGUUUUCUGUGAAUUUGUGUAUACAUAUAGCUCUGUACAUAGGUAUGUCCACAUAAUUCUUUUUUAUAAUUUUAUAAAAAUUUAAAUACAGUGAAUACUGUUUCAGCUACAAAUGUAUGUAAAUGAAGCAUAAAGUUGAUUUAUAAGUUCAUUUUGUUCCCACUGUCACAAGCUGUUGUGAAAAUUAAAGAUUACCUCAAUAUC